This is a messenger RNA of Danio aesculapii, 6978 nucleotides long. It is a transcript of the gene tns2a, whose product is annotated as tensin 2a. The coding region runs from base 222 to 5078 and encodes 1618 amino acids. Lineage: Eukaryota; Metazoa; Chordata; Actinopteri; Cypriniformes; Danionidae. Gene Ontology annotation, molecular function: protein tyrosine phosphatase activity; protein binding. The transcript has 28 exons. The record is from RefSeq and is a predicted model, not a curated record. Gene Ontology annotation, biological process: peptidyl-tyrosine dephosphorylation.
GAUUUAAUAGGCAUAUUCUCACCUUUGUUUACAUACGUGUGUGCUCACCAGAGACAGAUGAGUGUGAACUGGCGAACAUGUGUGUGUGUUUGAAUGGGAGCCAGGAAAAGGGGAAGGGCUUCGAGUGAGCGAACAAAAACAGCUGCCUCUUGUGUGCUCGGAAAACCUCAUCCAGAGAGAGGGAGAGAGAAGAGACGGACCAGCAGGGUCCAGGCCUCUAUAUGGGUUGCGCCUUGAGUGGGGAUAGCUGUGGGGACGAGCCAGAUCCAGUACCGGUGAGAGGGUCUUUAAGGAGGGAAAGAGCAAAAUCCAGGGGAAACAUGAGGCUGACCAAGACGGGGAAGGGUGAGCCACACGUCUUCAAAGAAAAGGCCUUCAAAAAGAAGCGCCAAUGUGGAGUGUGCAGGCAGAGCGUGGAGAACCUGGGCUCUUUUUGUCGAGUCUGCAAAACAGCCACCCAUAAGAAAUGCGAAGCCAAGAUCAACACGGCCUGCAUCCCAGCGCAGCCCUCCGAGCUGCGAAGGGGAACGUCCUCCUCUAGACACAUUCAGCAUCUGGGCUCAACCAAGUCUCUGACCUACACCAAACAGAGGAACACUCUCCCGAGGAGCUUCAGUGUGGAUCGGGUGAUGGACAGAGUGAUGGAGAGGCACUACGAUUUUGACCUCACAUACAUCACAGAGAGGAUCAUCUCGGUCUUCUUUCCUCCUCUGCUGGAAGAACAGCGUUACCGCCUCAACCUCAGAGAGGUGGCAGCCAUGCUCAAGUCCAAACACCAGGACAAGUUUCUGUUAUUAAAUCUGUCUGAGCGAAGGCAUGACAUCACCCGCUUAAACCCAAAGGUUCAUGACUUCGGCUGGCCAGAUAUGCACUCUCCUCCGCUGGAUAAGAUCUGUGCCAUGUGCAAAUCCAUGGAGAACUGGCUGAACUCUGACCCCCAGCAUGUGGUCGUUCUGCACUGUAAGGGCAACAAAGGAAAGACCGGUGUAAUCAUCGCUGCCUAUAUGCAUUACAGCAAGAUAUCAGCGGGGGCAGAUCAGGCGCUCAGCACAUUGGCAAUGAGGAAGUUUUGUGAAGAUAAAGUGUCAUCCUCUCUCCAGCCCUCUCAGAAUAGGUAUAUCCAGUAUUUCGGAGGGCUGCUCUCAGGGUCCAUCAAAAUGAACAGCAGUCCUCUCUUCCUCCACCAGGUCCUCAUUCCUACCAUCCCCAACUUCCAGGAAGAUGAUGGUUUCUUCCCUUUCCUGAAGAUCUAUCAGUCCAUGCAGCUUGUCUACACUUCUGGCAUAUAUGAUCUGCAGGGCUCUGCGAGCAGACGGCUGAUCAUUACUAUUGAGCCUGCACUGCUCCUGAAAGGAGACAUCAUGGUAAAGUGCUAUCACAGGCGAGUGGAGUCUGCUGAGAGAGACUCUGUGUUUCGACUGCAGUUUCAUACAUGCACCGUUCAUGCAGCUCAGCUCUGGUUUGGAAAAGGGGAACUGGAUGAAGCUUGUUCAGAUGACAAAUUUCCCCCUGAUGCCAUUGUGGAGUUUGUGUUUUCAUCUGGGCCUGAGAAAAUUAAAGGGAGAGUGAGCCAAAGGAAUGAUCCAGCUGUCAGUGUGGACUAUAACACAAAUGAUCCAGUGGUGCGCUGGGACUCAUAUGAGAACUUCAAUCAGAGGCAUCAGGACAGCCUAGAGGAUAUUGCUCACACACGUGGCCCUGUAGAUGGCAGCUUGUAUGCGCAGGUUAAAAAGCGCCGUGCUGCUGCUGGCUCCUCCUCCCUUCCAUCGACCAAUGGAAGCCCUGCAAGGAGCUCUGAGGAAAGACCAAGUCAGCUUUUGUCUGUUAGCACUGAUUCCGGACACUCAUCUGUUCCUCCUGAUCGACUCGAUGAACCAACUCGACCAGCCCCGCCUACUCAGCAAGAGAGGGAGGAGCUUGAGCGGCUAUUGGGUGGGAUUGAAGGUGAUGGACUGAGAGACCGUGACCGGGAGACAGCUAUUUUGGAUGAUGGUGAUUCCUUGCCUCCUGAAAGAACUGGGUCACUGAGAUUAGGCCGUUCAUGUUCUUGUCGGGUGGGUUACCGAUCUCAGCGAUGUGCUGAGCCUGGAUGUGAUGGAUUUCACCAUUUAUCCAAUGGCCAUUGCCUUGAUCGGCCCACCACCACUAAUGGACACACAGGGGCUCUGUCUCCAGGUAUGUCAUCUGUUAUAGGACUUUGCCAACAUCACAGCACCCAUCCUCACCAAUCCCUUCCUCCUCCAGACCUGCUCUGGGACCGCCAGCAAGGUCCACAGCACUACCUACAUCGCACUUGUUCAGAGGGACCAUCACGCCACCUGUAUCCAUAUCCAUCCCAAGAGAUCAGUUCUCAUCCACACAGUCUGUCCCCCCGACUGCUCUGUAGGCCGGAUGAGUACAUUUCAUACCCUCACCAUCACCACAAUCAUCCACACCACCCCAAACCCAGUGGCCCCUACCAUGAUGUCAUGAUGAUAGAUGGCCUAGUGACACCCGGCUGCCCCUGUCGAGACUGCGCUCUACGACGAGAAGAGUUCCACACUCUCCGUAUGGACAGAGAGGAGGGAAUACACUGGGAGAGAGAGGCAGAGCUUCACCGGGAUAAUGGGUUAAGACGGGGGAGAGAUGCUGACAUACAGAGAGGGGCAGAGAUAUGGGACCGGGAGGCAGGGCUAAGGAGAGGAAGAGAAAUGUCUCUUCACUGGGACAGAGACAGAGAUGCGGAACUACAGUGGGAGAGAGAACGUGAGGCUGAAUACUGGCACAGAAGGGCUACUGUAUCCCCAUACGGGCCCCACGGUCAUGAAUUACCUGCGUUUAAUUUUGAUCCACUCCCAGCAGGCCAUCCUGCAUACCCAGAACCCUCCCGGUCCCACUCUCAUACCCAUCUGGAUCUUAAAUACAGUAGCAGCUCCAGUGGAUACCAGACACCACACCAGACGUGCCCCUGCUCCCCCUACCAGCCUUCACCCUCAGAGAGUCGAGGAUAUGCCUCAGGUUACCAGUCUGAGUCUACGUCUCCUCUUCCACCUCCAUCUGCCUCCUGCCCCGGACCAGUGCACCAUGUCAGUGGACCUACAGAAAACCAAACAGAGCCCCAUUCUCAGCAUUACACCUCUGACUCAAAUGCAGAUUGCCCUGGUGCAGAUAGCAUAGGAUGGCGUAAUCAUAUUACCCAUGGAUCCCUGCGGCGGAUACAUCGAGAUCCACAUGCUCCAUGUUCAACACCCUCUGAUAUUUCAGGACCUCCAACACCAGUCCACACAAGCAGCCCUUUGCGAACCCAGGAAAGUCCAAGCCUAAGUGUCCGUGACUAUGACUCAAGAGAGGGGAACAGUGAAAUCAGUUCUGCUCACUCCCUCAACAGGCCGCAUCCAGCUACCAUACAGCCCAACAUGACCAAUGCAGGAUCUCGGCAAACUGUACUAACCUCCAGUCAAGAGACUCCUGAGAUAAACCCCCUUCCUUCCACACCCACCACUGCCCAACAUCUUUCAUCUCAUUCCCUUCCUACAACACCUCCAACCCCACAAAUUUCAACAGAACACUCACCCCCCUUAACGCCCCCAUCAGAAUCCACCCAACCACAGGCAAAUUGCUCGCCUACUGCUGCUACAAUGCUGCCCACAGUGGAAAUGGUGCCACAAUCAACUGAGACUAUUAAACCAGCACAUUCCCCACAUCCCUCCUCUCCAGUCCUGGCUGAGACCAUUCCAGCUCACACACAAAGCAAUGGAGUACCACCAUCUCCUGAACCAGAUGCCCCUAAACCUGCUUCUUCAGCCCCUGCAUCCCCUCAGCCACCUGCUGGUGACCACGAGAGCUCUUCUUCCCCUGAACCUUCAGUGCCUGGAUUUGCCACACUGGGCAGGAAGUUAAUGUUGGGCUCUGAAACCUCACUUUCUGCAGGACACAGUAUGGAUGCCAGCUCUAAUUCUACUCCCACUUUCCCAGUCUCUCCUGCCUGCUGUACUCCGUCUCCUCCACCAGGCUCCUACCCAGGGUGCCCAGCAUCCUCCGUCCCACAGCCUCCACUCCCAGAGAAACGCCGCCCAUCUGGCCUCCCAGGCUCACCCAAUGGGAGGUCUGGAACACUGAGGGCAUCCAUGAGUCAUCAGCCCUCUGGGCAGCACCAUGUUACAUUCUCACCCUCAGUAGGAGACCUGGCCGUACCCAUUGGUCAGGUUGAAGUUGGUGUGGAGGGUGAGAUAGGCAACCGUGUCAGUGUGAAAUUUGUGCAGGACAGCUCACGAUUUUGGUAUAAACCUGGCAUCUCCAGAGAGCAAGCUAUAGCAGCACUGAAGGAAAGGGAGCCAGGGGCCUUCCUCAUCCGAGACAGUAACUCUUUCCAGGGGGCCUAUGGUCUGGCCCUGAAAGUUGCCAGCCCACCCCCCAACGUCAAUAAUCAUAGCAGCAAAGGAGACCCUCUGGAACAGCUGGUUCGACACUUUCUGAUUGAGACGGGGCCGCGAGGGGUGAAGAUCAAGGGCUGUCAGAACGAGCCCUACUUUGGGAGUCUUUCAGCACUGGUGUAUCAGCAUUCCAUUACACCCAUCUCUCUGCCCUGUGCCCUCCGCAUCCCAGAGAAAGACCCAAUAGGUGAUGUCGUGGAGGUUCAGCCGAUCAGUAACAUGAGCACAGCCGCAGACCUCCUGAAACAGGGGGCAGCCUGUAACGUGCUGUACCUGAACUCAGUGGAGACCGAGUCCCUGACGGGGCCACAGGCCAUCGCUAAAGCUACAGGGGCCACUUUGUCCCGCAAUCCUCGGCCCUCGGCCACAGUGGUCCACUUUAAGGUGUCUGCGCAGGGCAUCACACUGACGGACAGCCAGCGCAGGGUGUUCUUCAGGAGACAUUAUCCCAUCAACAGUGUGACUUACAGCAGCAUCGACCCACAAGACAGGAGGUGGACUAACUCAGACAGCACGACUACUAAAGUUUUCGGGUUUGUGGCCAAGAAGCCGGGCAGUGUGGCAGAGAAUGUGUGCCAUCUUUUCGCAGAGCUGGACCCUGAACAGCCCGCGACAGCCAUCGUCAACUUCAUCAACAAAGUGAUGCUGGCACCGCAGCGGCGCUAGAGAGCCACAGGACUGGUCGUCUUCACAUACACUGACAUGUUUAAAGUCCACACGAGGCAGAAGUUACGACAGUGUUUAAUAACGUGUUAUAUAAGCGAAAGAAACGACGAGAAAGUGUAGGCCGCGGCAUUUCAUUUUGAGAAUUGAUUGAAUGGUCGUGUUAUGCUAUUAGUCCAUCUCGUUUGAGUGACAGGUUGUCCCACCCUCACGUCAGUCAUCGUCAUCAUGUUGAGGGUGAAGUUAGGUGCGGUUUUAACGUUUAAUCUAUAAACCACACUACUAUCUGCUUUCAUGCUAACAGUAUUUAUUUGUAACGACUCGUGUAUUUUUUCCAUUAAGUAGCCUAAUAACAUUUAUUCAUUAGCUACAAGUGGUUCUUCUUUUGAAACUAGUACAUUUUAAACCGUUGUACUUAUUAGUUAUUCUUAUUCAUUAGAUAAUUUACAUUUAGCGACUUACAGUUUAGAUACCAAUACUUAUUGAUUAGAUAGGAAUUGAUAUAUAUUGUAUACUAGUCAGCGUAACUAGUAAGUAAUUGUUGGUAGAAAAAUAAAUUAUUUUUUGCCACUGAAUUCUGAGUCAUUAAAAUAUCAACUAUUUACUUUUGACUAGUAUUGUAGUUAUUCAUUGGGUACUAGUAUAUUGACCAGCUAUUGGAACAUAUUCAAUAAAUACUAGUUCUUAUUCGAAAUGUUACUAGUAAUAAUUGUUUUACCAGUAACAUUUUAACUCUAAAGUGGUCAUCCUAUAUGAAUAAUUACAAAAGAUACUAGUGCUGUUAGGUGCUAGUAAGUCAUGAUCAAUAAAUAAAUACUAGCGUAUAAUACGAGAAUAUGAAAAUGUACUAGUAUUCCUCAAGAGUAAGUUUUACUAUCAAAAGAAUAAGCAUUAGUUGCUAAUGAAUGAGAACAUGCACUUAAUGGAAACGAUAGUAGUAUCUACAAAUCAAGUUCUAGUUGCAUGAAUAUAUAUUAGUAUGUUACAUAGAUUAAAUGUUAAUGCGAUUUAAUAAUUUGGAUGGCACAUGAAUACAAAUAUAUGUACAGGUCAUUUAUAUUGCUGAAAUGCUCCAUAAAAAACAAGAACAGAAGAUGUUGACCCCAUGAGGACUUACACAGGAGCGUUUCUGCAGAAAUAAGGGCUUUACGGUAAACUAACAUGAUACCAAAACACAUUAAAACCAAACUAGACAGAAUGUAACCAAACUAAACACAACAGACUGAUGGGGUUUUGCCUUCUUAGAGCUGUUUUGUCGUUGGUGGGAUUGUAAAAGACUUUAUGACAAAAUCACAAAGAUUGUUAAAUAUAUUUAAGGUGUUUUUAAAACUAUAAUGGGAUGGUUCUCCUAAAAAUGACAAUUUGCUUUUAGUUUACUCACCCUUAGUUCAUCCAAGAUGUACAUAAGUAACUUUAUUAAAACAUUUAAAGACUUUUUUUUUUUGCUGAAAAUGUGGUCUUUGAUAAUUAAUAAACUACAAAAACUGUUUAUAUGCACAAUUUGAAGUAUUGCAUGUGGCAAAUUUAAAAUAAAAAUCCAUUAAUUUAACUUUGCUUGAUGUGAUUUUGAAUUUGUACGAAAAGUGUUAAUGCAAAUUACUAGGUUACCAUUAUUACAGACAGUCACGGUAAUGCUGGGUUCACCAAAUGCCAAUUUAAGUAUUAGCGUACGUAAUUACAUAAGAGUCAAUGUAAAUUCAUGAUAUUACAUUUUGUAAUUUUGUCGCAGUGCAAGUAGCCAAUUGCAGUCAUGCAUUUAAUGUGGUCAAGGGAUCAAAACCAUGUGAAUUGAUGUCUGAGAUCAUGUGUCAAAUACGUUGUUUGCGCAUAUUUUACAUGUAAAAUACAUGUUUAAGCAUAUUUUACAAGUACAACACAUUUGUGCGAUAAUUUUAUUGUCAAA